UCGGACCAACAUCUUCCUCCUUUUGUCUCCACUCUUUAGCCAGAUUUACACAGACUCUCUUACUCAAAUACAAUUUAUCCGUUUUUAAGUCUGAACAAAUGCAUUAUUACCUGUGUAGAUAAUUCUUUCUCUUCACCAUUUCCUCCGUUUUGCACUGAUGAUGUGGUAUAAAACACUCAGCUGCCAGUCAGGAUAGUUCAGUGCUUUAAAGUGGGACACUGGAGGAGCAGCGGAUGAUCACAGCUUGACUUUUUGUGUAUUUUUAAUUUUUUUUCAUCAGUUCCAUUGUUGUUUUGAAGUCUCCAGGAUGGACUGCGUCUCACAGAACAUGCGAGAUCAGAUCUCAGAGCUGCUGAAGCCUCACAGAGUGUGUGUGGUGACGCCUGUCAUCAUGAACUACUCCAGUCAGCCAUGUGUGAGGUCGGCCAACAGGUUUGUGGUGCUGAGUCUAUGGAGAGGCUACCUGGUUGUAAACAAGCAACCUGUCAGGGUGGAGAGCACGUUCAGCUAUUUGGAGAUUUGCUCCAUCAACAUUCACAGUCUCACGCAGAUUGUGUUGGAGACAGACAGGCACACUUUGUCUUUCAGUGUGUUUCAUGUUGAGGAUCUUGAGGCCAUGGUCAGACACAUGACCGCCGCUCUGAAGAGGGUCUUCCCUGAUGCAUCACCAGGAAAGCUGUUAAAGACGAUUCCUCCAGAUCUCCAGCAGAGACUCCUCACACUGACCGCUGUGAUAGAAGAGCAGCUGGAAAGUCAGCCUGGCUCCUGCGGAGGAUUUUCUGACACUUAUGCUGCUCUCUGUGAUUUCAAUGAGAUGCCAUUCAGAGAGGAGAUUCAGUGGGAUGUUGACAACAUCUACUGCAUCAAUAAGCGGAGAGAGUUCAACUUGCAGGACUUCAGCCACUUAGACAGCAGGGACCUGGCUUUAGCAGUAGCAGCUCUGUCUUUCAACCAGUGGUUCACCAAGAUCUACUGCAAAGAGCUCAAAAUGUCGAUGGACAUCCAGCAGCAGCUGACUUUCUUGCUGUCCAGAUCUCCCAGUUUGGAGGAACUCUCACUGGAGGGCAGUGGACUCAAACUGGACUUUGCAGUCAAAAUGGCAGCUGCCCUUCGGGACCACGACUCCUCUGCCCUGCAAUCCAUCAACCUCUCAGGCAAUCCAAUCGAAGACAAAGGUGUCAUAGCUCUCAGUCAGGAGUUGGGAAAUUUAGCUGAAGGACUCAAGUACCUUUCUCUGUCACGGGUAUCAAUGACUGCUAGAGGUCUGGGCUAUCUGAGUCAGGUGUUAUCCUCCACUCAUCUGCUCUCAGCAUCUCUGACCCACCUCGACCUGUCAGCUAACCCUGGGUGCCUGGUUACUGAAGAGGCCACGUUUCUCUUCAAGUUCUUGUCCAGCACUAAUUCUCUGUCUUAUCUGGACCUCAGUGAUACCCACUGUCCUCUGGACACGUUAUUUGUGUCUCUGUCUGCUGGAUGUUGUUACAAACUGGUGCACCUGAACCUGGCCAGAAAUCCUUUCAGCCACAGAAAGGUGCGGAAAGUGACCAGGAGCAUUCAGGAGUUCUUCAGUCAGAGCUGUGAGCUGAAAUAUGUGGGUCUGUCUGCAACCAAACUACCUCCACAAGCUCUCAGUUUGGUACUACAGGGUCUGGCAACCAACACUCGUCUCUUUGGGCUGAAGUUGGACAUCAGCAGCUGUGAGGUACACUACACACUCACACACACAAAUCCAACAAACACCUUGUUGUGUGAUGAUGAGUCACAGAAGCUACAGCAAAAUUGUUUUGAGAAUGACAUGGUGACUCUGGUUCUGUCUGUCGGUCGAUGUCACUCUCUUCGGCACCUCUCGCUGGGACGAAACUUUCCCAUGAAGUCCAGAGCUCUCACCGACGUACUUCAUCGUAUCGCUCAGCUCAUUCAGGAUGAAGAGUGUCCCUUGCAGUCUCUAUCAGUGUGUGACUCCAAGCUGAAGACAGGGAUGCACAUCCUGCUGAGCGCUCUGGGUGGCCACGCUGCUCUGGCUGAAGUGGACAUCAGUGGAAACAACAUCGGAGACACAGGAGCCAAAAUGCUGGCCAAAGCGCUGAUGAGUAACACUACGCUGAGGACUCUAGCUUGGGACAGAAACAGUGUAACUGCCAGGGGCUACCAGGAUGUGGCUGAUGCUUUGGAGAGGAAUUUCACACUGCAGCAGGUGUCUCUCCCUUUGGCUGACAUCACACAGAGUUACCGCAGCAACUCUGACAGAACAAAAGAGGCUCUGCACAAGAUUCAGCAGUGCUUAGUCAGAAACAACCAGAGACAGUCUGAAAGAGUGGAACGUCAGCAAGUUUUUAAAGUUCAGCAAUCUGAGAAGCAGGUCAAGGGUAUGUGUCUACAGUUGGAGGACAGCCUUCAACGUUUAAACCACUGCAACAUUGAGGAAGUCCAGGCUGAUGUCAUGACAGCACACGAGGCUCUGCACAACGCCAGGGAGUCCCUCAAGCUGCUUCCCUCUCUGUAUGACGCAGGCAUGAAGUGUGCCUCUGAUGGAGACGUGGUGAACUGCAUCCUCACUGGCACUGCUACUGCACUGACUGAUGAGUUCAACAGGAGCAUACAGGAGUUGGCUGAAGGCCUGAUGAGGUGUGCAGAGGCAGUGUGUCCACGGGUCGUCCAGCGGUCGAGUGUGUGUGAGUGUCUGUCAGAGUAUGUGUCCAAAAGAGGAAGACAGACACACACUUUCCUGAGAAGCACUCUGGUGGAGAACACUGGGCAGAUCAUCAGCAACAGACUGAGUGAACUGAGACAAACACUGAGUGUCUCUCUGGCUGAAAGCAUCUUAGAGCAAGUUCAACAGGAUCUGACGAUGGCACAGGACAAAAUGGAUUGCCUUAUAAAAGAAAAUUCAUGCAAUGCUCUGAAACUGAACGUCCCAGAGAUUCGAGUAGGUGACGGUGACUUCCCAACUGACGAUUACAGUCCAGCAUUUUGGAGAAACAGUUUCCACUCGAAGAGUCUGAGGCCUGCUCCUUCAAUUAAGAGUCUCCUGGAUGCAGACUGGGAGCAGCAGACCAGUGACAGAGGAGCGGAGAGAGAGGGGGGAGGAGGUGCCAUAGAGGAGGGACGAGGAGAAGGAAGGUGUGGCCUCCCUCGGUUACCGACAGCAACCCCCUUGUCAGUCAGGUUUUCAAGCUCCUCCCCUCCCCCGUCCCCCUCCCCCCCGGGACUGAGGGGGAGGAGGCGGAGGGAGGGGGAGGUGGCGGCGGUGGAUGCUGCAGCAGCAAUAUCGGGAGCGAGAGGAGCAUCGCUCAUUCCUCCUCCCAGUCUCCCCCUCCUUUGCUCCCUCUCUGCUCGAGCUCCAGAGGAGGAGGCUGCCGGCCGCGGAGGCUCACCCAGACGACAGGCUCCAUUCCCCGGCUGCGGCCCCAGCCCAGGCCCCCUCCCCAGCACUGGAUCCCCAGCUUCCCCCAUGGAGCCUCUACCCACCCAGGGACAGACUCUAAGGCAUUUCACCGCCUCCCGACCGCGGCCGCGACGCACACACACACAGCCCCCCUCUUUCAGGCCUCAGGAGCCUGUUUCAAAGGUAGAGAAUGAGGCCAGUGAGGGGAUGGGGAGAGUGGAUGAAGGAGUAGAAGAGUUCUUCACCAAGAAAAUUAUUCCUGACUAUGCACUAAAAGGCCGGUGGGAGGAAUCAAUCCCUGCCCAAGCCACUCCCUCAGAGUCAAGCUCCACCCCCUCAGCUUCAACCCUCUUUUCCUCUUCGUCUGACAAUAUCACCUCCUCUACCACCACCACUGUCACCUCCCCCUCUGUCCCAUCUACUGACACAUCCCUUACAUCCACUGAUGUUCCCCCCCUCUCUUCAUCCUCCACCUCCCCCACCCCCUCUCCCGUCACCACCACCACACUUCCCACCAAAAACAUCAAGAAAAAGUUUGGCGACUUCUUUGCCUUCAAGAGGGCACGAGCCAACCGAGCCGCCAAGGCAGGAGGGGGAGAGGGAGGAGGAGGAGAGGGGGUGAAGGUCAAAAGGACCUCCAUUGCCGACCUCAUUCGACCCCUCCGCGAGGCCAAAGAAAGGGAGAGAGAGAGGGAGAGAGAGAAGGGGAGAGGGGCAAGGUCAGUGGAGGAUGCUAACGUUUCUAAUGAUGCCGCCACCACAGAAGGAACCGUUGCCACCGAUGCAGGCGAUGCGAGGGAAACGAUGGCGCCUGCCAAGACAUUAACCACGAUGACGCCUUCCAGUGACACCACUCCCUCUUACCCCACCGUCGCCACCAGCCCUGACCUCACCACUGCCACGCUUUCCAACCUGGAAGAGGAGGCAGUUCCUGUCUUGCCAGGUCGCACCCCCAGUCCCGUGGUCACCUCCCCUCUCACAGAGCAGGAGAGGAGCGCAGCGCACAUGAAGGAGAUGAAGUUGGGAGGGACGCCGUACGGAGAGAGGAGACUGAAUGUGACCAAGAGGUCACUGAGAGAGGGCAAGAGCCAGAGUCUUAUUCUGCUGACGGGAUUAGAGCCUGAGGACAAGGAGGACUCGCACAGUAAGAAACAUGCGUCAGAGAGCUCCUCUAGUUUUGAACAGAGGCUCCAGGUGAUGCUGCACAGAAUGGGCGUGGCCAAAUCUCCACCUGCCGACACCAAGACGAGCCAGAACAAAGACGAUGAGCUGAGAAAGGCCAACUCUGAAGGUGCUAUCCUGGACAAGCCUGCACCACCUCCCACAUACAUGAAGCCCAGAACCAUGUCCACGUCAUCAGCAGACCCCAGGCAUCCUAUGAGAGCGCUGGACCCCAUCCGACCGGAGCCUCCCCUCUUUCCGAAACCCGCCCUCCCCGAGCGCCCCAUUGGCCCUCUGCCACCCAAACCUGCCAUCGCAGCCAAGCCUCCCAUCCCCACCCCGGCCUCUCCUGCAGGAGGAGGGGCUCGGCCGUCCUCUGCUCCUCCGUCCAGCAGCUCAGCGGAGAGAGUCCAGCUCCGAGCACAUACUCAAGACAGCAGGCCAGGGGAGACUUCAGCACAGAAUGGAAGCCAGGAGCGUCCCUGGGGUGCAGCCUCUGCUCCAUCAUCCAGGAAAGAGCUGCUUCCACCAGCCCCGUCUCCAUGGAGAGGUCCCAGCGCACAGGAUCGCUCUGAGAAAGCACAAUCAGUGACUGACGAGAGUCUUCCUAAGCCACGCCAACACCUGAGGCCCCUUCCACAACGCAGAGCUGUGUCCAUCCACGAGGACAAUCCGGCCCUGACACAAGAGCUGAAGGCAGUGUUGCAGAGGUCGCCCAUCCGUUUCCGGGGCAACAGAGGAGACCUGCCCACCUGCACUGAAGAUCCAUCCAGUGGGGAGGAAGCACAAAGAGCUCAGGAGGCCAGUGACACAGGGAGACAGACAGCUGGAGACAAGAAAGAGGCUGUCCAGAGGGAGGAGCUGAAAGCUGAGAGAGGACGGACGGGCUGUGACGGGACGUUAGCUGAAACCAAGCCCCCCCCUCCAGGAGAAAAGGAAACCCCAGGCUCAGGGUGUCCCUCCUCUACAGCUCAGGCCCAACAAGAAGCACCCGUACCCCAACUCUUCAGUCCAACUGCAGCUCUCGACAAAGCUCCAUCCAUCCUGGAAAAACCUCCUGUGACCCCCACAUCUGAGAAAAAGAGCCCCAGCAUAGCCCAAGCACAGCCCCAAACUCUAGAAAAACUCCUGGUGUCCCCAACGCCCCAAGAAAAGACCCCCAGCACAAUCCCAGCUGCAUCUGAAACCCCAGAAAUCCCCCAAGUGAGCCCUCACAAGAAGAAGAGCCCCGGCACAGCACCAGCCACAGUGGAUGUGAGAAACAGCACACAGGAGAGAGGAGAGGCGGCCUCUAAACAGCACACAACGAAGGCAGAGCCAGCAGACCAAAGAACUGAGCCCCCUCUGUCUGAAUAACACACAGACUGACUUACCUGAGGAGAAAAGACACACCUGGGAGAGAGAGGAGGGAGGGGUCCAUGACAUCACUGAGAUCGGGAACUGGGAGAGUGAAUGAUGUCUGAGAAGAGCACGAUUGUUGUAUCCUUCAGUGGAAAACAGCUGCUGUGUCUCAUGUCAGGGGGGUCUGAGAAGUGUUCAUAGUUGGUGCAUUUUUAUUAUUUUUUUGCCAGCGUCUGUACACCUGCUAUUUUGGCUGUUUGAGGUGAAAAAAACACAGAUGCACAAACAGCCCAGUGGUGGUCAGAAAAUAAAUGUUUGUUAUUUCUAUGAUCCAGUGCCCAAUUUCAAUUUGUGUGAGGCAUGCAUUAUUCAUACAAAUCUGACCACUGGGUUGCUUUUACCUGCAAGCCCAAACAGUAAAUGUACAGACGCUAGUGUCUUCUUCUGAGCUGUUCAUUUCAUUAUACCAAAAUAUCCAUACAUUAAUGAAAAGCAGAGGGAAAAGCAGUAAUUUGAAAUAUGUUGAAAUCAUUUAAGGGGCUGUGUCCGCCAAAGCGUUUUUUCACUGAGGCCGGUGUAUUUUUUUAAUGAUUAACGACGGGAGUGCCGCAUAUUUAUUUUCUCUUUUUCAGACCGUCGAGAGUUUAAAAAUGUUCAUCUUUGGGUAAAAACGCUGCGCUCAUCACUUUAGCCCUUCAGUCACAGUGGAGGAGGAACAAACAGCCUACCGCAGAAACCGACCGUCAUAUCUUACAUGUACAAGAGCUAAAUAACAACAAUGGAGGAGAAAUCUGUUUAUUUAGAGUAUCAACACGUUCUGAUCCCAAGUCAUCACAUGUUGCUGCUUUGCAGAAUACUUCCGUGUCUACAUUUUAUGCUCUGGGUAAACUUCUGCGUCUGCUAUUUACGUUCUGGUAUGGCACUACCGUGAUGUCAACACAAGCACAUGGUGGGAUGACGCUGGGAGUGGUUAUGUUUAGAAAACAUGACUACCAAUGCAGACUGCCAACAAACACACACGCUGACACGUAUGGUUAGGUUCAGGCGACAAAGUCACGAAUGGUUAGGAUCAGAGGAAGGAGGCACAUGGUAAGGUGCAGAAAAGAAACAUAAGAUUUAGAUGGAAAGCAAACACCGGACUCCCACAUGAAAGUCCAGGGUUUGUUGGACCCAUCCGCCACCUCUACGGCCUACCUCCACAUUCUUUAUUUUACAUCGUUACCACCAGCGUAUUAACCAGUCGCCAUUUUGCCAUAUAUCAUGUGGACGCAACAGGUUCUGUCUGGCCGUGUGUUAUGGUGCCAGGGUAGGUGCUGUCCGGCAGCGUAUAAUAACACCACAACUGAUUCUGUCCGGCUGCGUUCUCAUCUGAUGUAGGGCGUGUCAUGCGGACGCAGAAGAUUGCUUUUGGCGUUGGGAUUGAACACCACUCUUUCCGCACUUUCAGAGCAGCGGUAUUUGACAGCUUCGAACAAUGUUGUUGUAGUUUCCUCUCAUGAAUAGACCAGCGGGUCAGUCCACUCUCCCCGCGUGCUUCAGCCUUCCCCUCAUCCACAGCUGUUUACUUGCCUUGUGCCGACAUGUUUACUUCUGUGGAUAUUCCGUAUCAUAGCAACCAGACGCAAACAAAGCUUGAAAAGAUGCCGCGCCUUUAAAGCGCUCUCAAAGACUUCCAGCUUGGUGUUUCCUAACAAGCGCCGGGCAUUUUCAGCUGGAUAAAAACGCUUUUGUGGACACGGGGCAUAACUCUCUGUCUCAGUUGGUGCCACCCAGAGUGAGUCUGCAUCUCACCUUUGCAGCAAGUAAUAUGCAACCGCUCAGCCCCUGAAAUGCACUUUGCAUUCAGUCCGAACACACAUUUAAGACUCAGUAUUCACUGAGUCGCUCUAAGGAGGCCUGAAAUGAGACACAGCUAGCGCGCUAGAGUGAAUGACAAAUGAGUGAAGUAACGGGAGCGUCAGCUGGGUGGUUGUGAAAUCUUUAUUGUACGCCCUCCACAAAGGAUGGCUCAUUUAAAAAAAAAAAAAAAUACAUUUGAGAGUGUAGUUCAUUAACACGUUAGGUUUGGACACAUCAUGUCAGACACAUUUAUAUCACCUGCUUACACAUGUUAUCAUGAUUUGAUCAGGUUUCAUCAUUCUAUUAUUCACUUUGCCUUCUUGUUAGUAUUUACUUUAUUUUCCAUCAGAUGACCAGGUUUCAGGGAAAACGCCUCUUCAAGUACAUCCUCGCAUUUCAUUAUGACUCACACUCGGCUGACUUAGCUCAUUAGCUCCCAUUCUUUUUUUUCAAUUGGGGAUUUUUUGGUAAAUGUUUAAAUUGUAAUGACAAACUUUGAUUGCAUGAUGUUUUAAAUCUCUCUUUUAAGCCCCCCUUUAUCCUCUGCUUAUUCUUUGUCAUUGGCCUAAUAUUGGCUGAUUUUGCCAUUUUGCUACGUAAUAUGGCUUUUGUUAUCUGUUUGGGAGGGAGAACUUUUUUGCUUCAAACCAAUCACUGUGACAUCCAUCCAUUCAGUGCUGGUUAGUGACGGUAAAUAUCAGUUAGGCUGGAUUAUGUCAUUCAAAGUUUUCCAACAUGUCAUGUUCAUUUGGCUUCUUACUAUUAUUCCUGAGGUCCUGCAGUUUAGGUCACAGUCUUUAAAGGCCCAGAAACACCAAAUGGACAUCAAAGAACUAGUGGCGACAAAAGCCCGCUGCUGAGUCAACUUAUGUCGCUGCAUCGUGACCAAAAAAUGGCACAUAAACACAAUGCAGGGACUACAGCCAACAGCAAACCAGAACGUACGUUCUGCGCCUGUUUAAAAGGAAAUAACUCUCCAUACAAGCAGAAUUACCAACAUUAGAAAAGGUUUCUGCUGAAGAACUCGAUGGCUAAAGAAAAAUAAUCUGACUUUAUGAAACAAGUUUGUUUCAAACUCAUUCCCUCUGGACUUAGGCUCUUUGUUUAAUUUCUCACUUCCAUUUGGCUUUCUCUUUAUAUUUUGCUGCAUCUGCUGAGGGAAAAAGCAGAUAAGAGUCGAUUGGUGCCAAUGAAGGCCAACGGUGCAGGACACACCGCAGCCCCUGGGGCAGUGAUAUUCAACAAACGUCCCGCUGGACAACAACAAAAAGUUUCACUUUUAGUAUAUGUAAGGUGCCAGGGAGCAUAAAACAGCAUCAAAAUAGAGCUUGUUUAUUUAAGAAAAAGUGUCACUGGAGUAUCCACCGCACCCCUCGACAGAGGUCCUAGCUAAGCCCCGAAUGUUCUGAGUAUAUCUCAGUACCAUGCAUCUGUCUCAUUUUCUUAAAUACAAUAUCUGAGUAUCUGAAUUUGAGGUUCCCUGAAUUUGGCACAAACAUCCAU
Molecule: messenger RNA, 9229 nt
Organism: Plectropomus leopardus (leopard coralgrouper)
Lineage: Eukaryota; Metazoa; Chordata; Actinopteri; Perciformes; Serranidae
Source: RefSeq, a predicted model, not a curated record